AUAAACUAACCUACCUGACCAUCAGAGUCAUCCACCAUAAUGUCCCCUUCAGUCUGUUGACGCUGACGGCUUCCCUGACUCUGUGCAGAGGGAGGCAGCUGGAAGCUAGCUAGCUAGCUAGCUAGCAUGCAGCACUGGCCCGGUGUCUCCAGGAGGCGGCGCUGCUGAGAGGCGAGCGGUCGGUGCGGAGUGUUGGUGCCUGCCGAGCCGGCCAUGGAUGACUUCAACACCAGGACGUACGGCACCAGCGGCAUGGACAACAGACCUCUGUUUGGGGAGACCUCAGCACGGGAUCGAAUCAUCAACCUGGCAGUGGGGGGAUUCACGUCUCUGGUUGUUUUAGUGACUGUUAUCAGUUCUUUUGUGUUCCCCUCAUUGCCUCCACGACCGCUCAAUGUCUUCUUUGCCGUGUGCAUCCUGUUAGCGUGUGGAUCCGCUUUAGUGCUGAUAUUCUGGUACCGGCAGGGCGAUCUGGAGCCUAAAUUCAGGAAUCUGAUCUACUACAUGCUGGCGUCCAUCUUGCUGCUGUGUCUAUGUGCCAACCUUUACUUCCACGAUGUCAGGUAAAGAUGAGGAGGAGGAAGAGGAGGAGGAAGAAGGGAAGACAUGGCCUUGACACAUGGAAGGACUACAUGGAGAGACAGACUCAACACACACUAACUUGAAUCAAUUCCCUGCCUGACCGGCAUUAAACUGAAGAUUUCUUGGACCAAAACCAGUGAAGCGUAAUGGUUCCAGUGGGAUGAAAACAGUCAAGACUUGUUGGUGCUGAAACCUAAUGCACAGCACAAAGUCACAGUGUAGAAAUCAUGAAGCACUGCUAGAGGCCAUAAAUCUGCCUGGAGACACACUGCUGGAGGAUGAAACAGGUGUGUUUACACUCGUAUCCUGUUCACAAUAACAAGCAUUGGGUCUGGUAUGAUGAUGCAACAGUUAAAGGAAAAAUCUGCCCUUUUAUCCUGUUACUGUCGGUCCCAUCUCGUCUGUUUAAUGUUAGAUUUUACAUGUUUUUCUUUGCCCUCAAGUUGCUUGAGAACUUUAUGUCUUUAAACUGUCAGAAAAACGGGGGUAAAAUUGUAGCUUUCAGUCAUUUUAUAUAAACCUCUUAAUCAUACCACAUAAUCACACAUAAGACACAAGCUGCGUCUCAUGUCAAGCAACACUUCCUUCAAAGUUUUUAGUUUAAUGGUGCGUUCAGGGUCAGAAAUGAUAAAAUCACCUAAACUGGACCGAUGAAGACGUACCACUGCAGGCUGUAAAUAAUGAACGCUAGACAAGUGCUGUGUCUGCCAAUGCCAAUUCUGUACUACAUACAAAUACUAAAGAGUAUGUAUUACUAAGUGUCAUAGUAUUUUGUUUUUCAGUUGAUAUUCAGUGUAACUUAUUGUUUUGUACUAGCGGGAUUUGAUGCAAUACAUACGCCAAUCGAUGUCAAACUUCUCAACGAGAAAGCAAAUUGUUUUACCCAAGGUUUAAUACUUAAACCUUCUUUCUAGGGGGGUUUCAAAAUCUUCCUCAAGCCAUCAUCCUCAUCUGUAUUUAAAGUAUGUAGCAUCUUAGUAUGACUGAGAAUUUAAAGUUUUGUAUUGAAGUAUUGGAAAGAAAUGUACCAUUAACCUUAAAAUGGAAGUUAACCAUAAUGUAUAUGGACAUAUUAAUCUCUUGCAAUGAUUGCCAGUUUUCUGUUAUGUGAAGUUAAAGCAAUAAUCUCAAAGAUUUAGAUUUUAAAUGUUUGUUUCGUCCCCAUCUAUCCCAGAAUGAGGUAACACAAUGGUGAUUGAGUCUUCGGCCCACUGAUGGAAACCCAUGUAUUUGCAAUAUUACAAACUGGGUGUCUGUGGCGAUAUUCCCAGAAACAAAUCACAAGCGGCGCAUAGUUAGUAACGCAUUUUCCAUCACUCAGCAGUGGUUGGUCCGCCAGAGAGGGCAGCUAAUGCAACAGACUCGCUCUUCAACUCACUUGUGUGUGUGUGUGUGUGUGUGUGUGUGUGUGUGUGUGUGUGUGUGUGUGUGUGUGUGU
This is a messenger RNA of Perca flavescens (yellow perch), 2020 nucleotides long. RefSeq names its product transmembrane protein 243, mitochondrial b (gene tmem243b). The transcript is spliced from 4 exons. The record is from RefSeq and is a predicted model, not a curated record. Lineage: Eukaryota; Metazoa; Chordata; Actinopteri; Perciformes; Percidae. The coding region runs from base 214 to 567 and encodes 117 amino acids.